Kwoniella shivajii is the source of this 1632-nucleotide messenger RNA. RefSeq lists its product as uncharacterized. The record is from RefSeq and is a predicted model, not a curated record. Gene Ontology annotation, biological process: proteolysis. Gene Ontology annotation, cellular component: mitochondrion. Gene Ontology annotation, molecular function: metalloaminopeptidase activity; manganese ion binding. NCBI's taxonomy places the organism in Eukaryota, Fungi, Basidiomycota, Tremellomycetes, Tremellales, Cryptococcaceae. The transcript is spliced from 13 exons. The coding region runs from base 1 to 1632 and encodes 543 amino acids.
AUGAAAGGCUCUUCUUUCAAAUAUGCUUUGAGACAGCGUAGCAGCGUGAGGCUUUCACGAGGUAUUUCAUCUAUACCUCGACCGAGUAAAGGCUCAAGCUCAAGCUCAAGCUCGCCCUCGGGCUCAGUAGUUCAUUCAAGACAGUACUCGAUAUUCAAUUCACCACAUCCAUCUAAACCACCAUUAUAUGGACAGCCGCACCCUUCUUCUCAUCCACAUUUAGUGAAAUCUACAGAAUUGACUCCUGGUAUCCCUGCGGAAGAAUAUGAGUCUAGAAGAAAGAAAUUGAUGGAUAGUCUAGGUGAAGGAAGUAAGGUCAUAUGUAUGGGAGGCACAGUGAGGUUGAUGUCACAAAGUAUCUUUUAUAGAUUUAGACAAUCUACCGAUUUCUACUAUCUGACGGGGUUUAAUGAACCUGAUUCAACACUGAUAUUGGAGUACGCACCUUCAACAUCGAGAGGAUAUAAAUAUACUCUGUUCGUGCCGCCAAAAGAUUCUCAUGAUGCUUUAUGGGAAGGUGAAAGAGCUGGUGUAGAAGGAGCUAUAAACAUUUUUGGUGCUGACGAGGCUCAUCCAAAUACAUCACUCUCAUCAUUCUUACCAUCCCUAUUAUCAGUUUCACCUGGACAAUCGAUAUACGCAUCACUUCCACCCAAACCAUCACCUUCAGCAUCUUCACAACCAUUCCAGCCGCCUUCUCCUCGACGUAGAUCAUCACUAUUAAAACUAUUCUCGUCCUCGUCAAAUUCAACUGAGUUGAAUCCGACUGAUCCACCACAUUUACUAUUGGCAGCUGCAUUAUCAUCAGAACAUGUAUUACCGUUAGAAAAACCAAUACAGAAAAUCAGAAUGAUCAAAUCAACAUUGGAAUUGAAAAUGAUGAAACAAGCUGCUGAAAUAAGUUCGCACGCACAUACAAAAGUAAUGAGAAUGGCCAAACCAAAUUCAAAAGAAAGAGAUCUAGAAGCUUUGUUCGAAUACGAAUGUAUAGUCAAUGGCGCAGAAAGACAGGCAUAUGUACCAGUUGUUGCGAGCGGUGCAAACGCUCUGGUCAUUCAUUAUACGCGAAAUGAUUGUGUGCUCGAUCAGAAUGAUCUGGUACUCAUUGACGCAGGAUGUGAAUACAACAUGUACUGCUCAGACAUUACGCGUACAUUCCCCGUCUCUGGUCAAUUCUCAGAUCCACAAAGAGAUCUGUAUACUGCUGUGUUAAACGCUCAAAAGGAAUGUAUAAGGAGAUGUACAAUCGAAGGUGAUGUCACCCUGAGCGAGUUACAUAGAGCUAGUUGUGGACUACUUCUUGAGGAGUUGAGACAAAUAGGAUUCAAACUUACAGUAGGAGAUGUAGAGAGGACUUUGUACCCUCAUUUCCUAUCACAUCAUCUAGGAUCAGAUUUACAUGAUUGCCCAACGAGGGAUCGCAGUGCUACUCUGGUCGAAGGGAAUGUCAUUUCGGUCGAGCCUGGGAUAUACGUCCCAUAUGAUAACAGAUUCCCUAAACAUUUCCAUGGAUUAGGGAUAAGAAUAGAAGAUGAAGUCGCUUUGACGAAAGAUGGACCUUUGGUACUUUCCGCAAAUGCGCCAAAGGAAAUUAAAGAUGUGGAAGGCGCAUGUCAGGGGUUGCUGGAAUAG